AUGUAUAAGAUAGCAGUCGUUAACCAAAAAGGCGGGGUAGGGAAAAGUACUAUUACAGUUAAUUUGGCUUAUGAGUUAGCGAAAAAAAAGAAGGUCUUAUUAGUGGAUUGUGAUCCGCAAGGACACAGCGGAGUUAUUUAUAAUCAAGAGGAAAGCAAACGCAAUUUAAAAGAUUUAUAUUUAAAUAAUGCUAAGGUUGAAGAAGUGAUCAGAAGUGGGUAUGUUAAUGAUAAAAAACAAAAAAAUUUGGGCGUUAUCACUAGUAAUAUUUAUUUAGCUAAAACCGCGGAGCAAAUUAGUAGUAAAUAUCACCGGGAAAAAAUAUUAGAACAGCAAUUAAAUAGAGUAGAUAAUAAAUAUGAUUACUGCUUAUUAGAUUGCCCGCCUAAUUUUGGAAUAUUGACUGUUAAUGCUCUCCACUAUGCUGAUUUGGUACUUAUUCCCCUUACUAGCGACAAGGGAGCCUUGGACGGGAUGGCAGACUUGUUAACUACUUGUCAAGAAAUUAAAGAAAAAGAAUUGAGUAAUUGGAAAGAUCAAUUGUGUAAUACUAAAAUUCGUAAAGCCGAAGUAAUUAAUCAAGCACGGAUCGCUAACGAGCCAUUACAAAUUUUUGCUCCUCAUUCUCCAAUUUUGAAAGAUUACGAAAAUUUAGCCCAAGAAAUUAGUAAAUGCCAUGAAUAG
Ambispora leptoticha is the source of this 684-nucleotide messenger RNA. The record is from the annotation of a GenBank genome assembly. Lineage: Eukaryota; Fungi; Glomeromycota; Glomeromycetes; Archaeosporales; Ambisporaceae.